Molecule: messenger RNA, 1186 nt
Organism: Colletotrichum navitas
Lineage: Eukaryota; Fungi; Ascomycota; Sordariomycetes; Glomerellales; Glomerellaceae
Exons: 1
Coding region: 438-977 (179 amino acids)
Biological process (GO): proteolysis
Molecular function (GO): serine-type endopeptidase activity
Source: RefSeq, a predicted model, not a curated record
ACGAUUCGCUGGUUGUAUGGCCUUGUUUUGGAAAGGACACAGUCAAGCGUUCCUAUGGAUUGUUGAACGCAGGCUGCAAUACUGACCUCCGCCUCCUGACUGCUGCAACUCAAAAUAUGAGUGUCCUUCAAAGCUUGAGACAAGACAUUCGACCAUCAAGAUGCAGGUGCUGGGCAAUAUUACAGCUCAGCAAGGGGCCAUGGUACCGAGAUGGCGAGAAUGAUUUGGAAAGUAUGCCCCAUGGCCAGGAUAUACUCGAUCCGACUCAAGACACACAUCAGUCCAAACAAGGGGCAGUGUACGAUUUAUGCAGUCUCUGCAGCUCCGGUGUGUUAUCAUGGGUCAGUCAGGCUCCUGGCCACUUCUUAAUGCACUAUUAAUCGACUUUGCUACACGCCAUCGAAGCUGCUUUGGAAAAGAACGCAACCAUCAUCUCCAUGUCGUGGACUAUACUAGUGCCACCGGGGGGAAGCAAAGAGAAACAACUUUUGAGUUCGGCGCUGGAAAAGGCAUGCAGUCGGAAAGUCCUCAUGUUCUGCUCGUCGUCAGACCAGAUUUCUGAAACCAAGCAUUAUCCUUCCGGCUUCAGACGAUCAAGGUUCUUCUUGAUCGGAGCCGCUCACGAUGACGGAAGUGCUUACGGCCAUGCCGGGAAGGACAACGAUUUCAUUUUUCCUGGAGUCAAUGUCAAUACGAGCAGCGGAGCCAGCCUGUCGGCAUACCUUGACGAAAAGGUGUUGUCGAGCAAAGAGUCGACGGGUUCCAGCAUUGCCACAGCUCUCGCUGCUGGGCUAGCCGCAAUGAUCACGUACUCCUUUAAGACGAGUGAAUUGGCCAUUGUUACAGCCAAAAUGCAGCAGGGAAAAGACUACAUUGCGGGUCCAGAACUUGUGCAGCCAGGGGAUGUUGAGAGGAUCGCUCAGCAUAGCGUUGUCAAGACGGCAUUCAACAAAAUCGGUAAAAUAGACAACGGGUAGUUCAUUAAAUUUUGGGACACGUUCGACAAAGCAAGCCGAAUUCUCGAGGGCGAUAGCACUUGCGAAGACGAGCUCACCUGCAUCAUGAAGCUUUGCUCGAAUCUUAUCGAGCAUUGGGAUACACACGAAAGAGGAAGUAGCAGUUACGUAGCAAGAGAAGACAUGCUGGUUUAACAACUACAUUCCACUAGGGAAAUACCACUUGCGGA